AAACAUUUGAAGCGUUUUAGAAGUGUCAUUGCCGUGGCGAAAAUUAAUUUAAGUUGGCUGUGGAUACGAACAUAGCCUAAAUUUGACUAAAAAAAAUUCAUUCCACUUCAUUUUAUCUCGUUUGCUUAUCAUGAUCGGUUGAAUAAUAUAAUGGCAAUAUUGUCGUCAUUUUUGAUUAAACAGUCCAGUUCAUUAUUUCGAAGCAGAUUUUACAGUUCAAUGACGGAUAGACGUGGUCUCGUUUUGGGUGUUUACACCAGUGAAGGAAAUGAUGAUAUUUCACUGACUCCAUAUGCAAAGAAAUACAAUGAAAGUACAUCUGGAGAGCUACUGAAGCAGAUAAGCAUAUCAUCUACAUCGUUCUCCGAGUCCAACAUCUAAAUCGUAACUGAAUUUAAAUCCAUAAUAAAACAACACACGCCCCACCAAAAACCAAUCGCUAUAAUCUCCACAACGUAUCAUCAUGUCGUCAUCAUUACGUCCAGCGUCGUCAAUAGGUUCCGCUGACGGCACUAAGCCCGAAAGUGGAUCUUCUUCGCUGGCAAAACGUCCCGCCGCCCUGAACGGCAUCAGCUCAACCGUUGACGAUAAAAAUGUCGACUUUUUGUGCCCCAUCUGUUUCGAUUUGAUAAUCGAGGCGCACAUUACCCGAUGUGGUCACACGUUUUGUUAUCAGUGCAUCAACUAUUCGAUCGAUUCGUGUAAACGAUGUCCGAAGUGUAAUGCGCCACUGACAUCAUCCGAUCAAAUAUUCCCGAAUUAUUUGCUGGGUGAAUUGAUCGCAAAAUAUAAAGUGAAGGUUCAACUGCAAGAGCACAUUGGUAAAGCGGGUAGUCAUUCAGCCAGCGAUGGAUUGAAACAAUUUUUGACCAACGAAUCGGAGAAACUAACUUUACCGGAUGUGAAUGUUAUGCUCGACAUAUUGACGCAACGUAAAGAGCGAUUAGAGUCCGAAUCGAAUACAGCCCAGAACAAACUAUUGUUUGAAUUUUUGAAACAUUUGUUACGACAAAAAGAGGAACAAAAGGCUCAGAUUACGAAAGAAAUAAAAUUGGUUCGUGGUGACCUAAGCGAAGUGCAACAAUUACUCAAAACUGAACACAGUGACGAUAUUCCAAUGAAUCAAGAAAUUGCUCAAAUGCUGGACAGCAUGGAAACGAAAAAUGCGCUGAGUAGUGAGGAUGGCUUCAAUUCAUUAAUAUGUGAAUCGAUGUCAGCCAACUUUGUAUCGCGUAAACGACGAAUGCAUGCGCACUUUGAGGAUUUUGUUAAAUCAUACUUUUCGGUACGUACUCGCGAAUUGUAUGUGGCCACCACCGAUGACCAACAACCACCGACUCAUCAAGACGAUGGCGCAGCGAAGGCCGUCGCGAAUCCCGGACUGGAUGAGUUUCGGGACAACUUAGUGAAAUUUUCCAAAUACAAUACCCUGCGACCAUUAGCCACGAUGCAUUACUCGAAUGACUUGCACAAUAAUUCGACAAUUGUGUCCACCAUAGUGUUCGACAAAGACAAUGAAUAUUUUGCCAUUGGCGGUGUAACGAAACGAAUCAAAAUUUUCGACUACCUAGCAGUUAUCAGAGACACAGUGGAUAUUCACUAUCCUGUCGUGGAGAUGAUAUCGAAUAGUAAAAUAUCGUGCAUCACCUGGAAUUCCUACCAUAAAAACAUACUGGCGUCUAGUGAUUAUGAAGGUGCUGUAAGCAUAUGGGACGUACAGACUGGUAGCCGAACAAAAACGUUUCACGAACACGAAAAACGUUGCUGGAGUGUGGAUUUUAAUGAUGUUUCCUGCCAUCUGAUCGCAUCCGGAUCGGACGAUGCACGCGUUAAACUCUGGUCAAUAAACGAGGAAAACUCCAUAGCCACGCUGGAAGCGAAGGCGAACGUGUGUUGCGUGAAAUUCAAUCCAAAAAGCUCGUGCCACCUAGCCUUCGGAUCCGCCGAUCACGAUGUACAUUAUUACGAUUUGAGGAACAUGAACAAAGCACUGUGUAUUUUCAAGGGGCAUCGGAAAGCCGUUUCUUAUGUUAAAUUUCUGAACACAGAAGAGAUUAUAUCAGCCAGCACCGACAGUCAACUGAAAUUGUGGAACGUCAAUAAACCACCGUAUUCGCUGCGAUCGUUUGUCGGACAUGUGAAUGAGAAAAAUUUCGUUGGAUUAGCGACGGACGGAGAUUACGUAGCGUGUGGCAGUGAGGACAAUUCGUUGUACAUUUACUACAAAGGGCUGUCGAAGCAAUUAUUCAAUUACAAAAUCGACGGUGAUAAGUUAACCGAUUCGGAACGGUCGAACGAUUUAAACGAAUUUGUGUCGGCCGUUUGUUGGCGCAAAAACUGCAAUGUCGUGUUGGCCGCAAACAGCCGAGGGCUCAUAAAAGUGCUUGAAUUGGUUUGAUUUUAUUGAGCUGGAGAAACUUUGUGUUUUAUCCAAUUCGAAAACUUUAUUGACGAAAAAAGACUCACAGAAAAACUGUUUUUUUAGAGAUACAGAAAGAGAGCAAUAGUGUUGUGUAGGUUAUACUAGCAUGUAGUAUCAGUUCUUAAUUUUUCAUUAUUAUUUUUUGUUUAACUUUUACUGUUAAAUUGAACAUACAAAUUAAAAGACUUUAGUAAAUGUUAAAUACAUCAAGGGUGCUGAAACGAAAAAUUUAUUCGAUGUUUUAACUGUGAAUCAAUUAGAAAAA
Molecule: messenger RNA, 2687 nt
Organism: Bradysia coprophila
Lineage: Eukaryota; Metazoa; Arthropoda; Insecta; Diptera; Sciaridae
Product: E3 ubiquitin-protein ligase COP1-like
Biological process (GO): proteasome-mediated ubiquitin-dependent protein catabolic process
Cellular component (GO): cytoplasm
Molecular function (GO): manganese ion binding; metalloaminopeptidase activity; protein binding
Source: RefSeq, a predicted model, not a curated record